CUUUGCUUUAGUGGCCGUGUUCGUCUUCCUGCCCUGUGCAAUUUGUUUUUCUACUACGAAAUAUGGACAUGUUUAUUAAUUUUGCAAUUCCAGAAAUAAUUACUCAAUUAUUAAAAAUCUAACCCAAAUAAUAACUACAUAAUAAGUCAUGGAAGGGACAAUGUUCAGUGAAAAAGUCGAAGCUUAUUUUUCUGAACUAGGGCGAUGGAAAGUUUGGCGAAGUAUAUUGUUAGGGCAAGUGCUUUCUCUUCUACUGAGUGGGAAAUGUAUUUUGACGACACUGCUUCAAAGUGCUACUUGGCAGUUUCCGAUUUCAGCCCAACAAGUUAUUUCGUAUGUUUUUCUGUUCGUGCUAUUUACCCCUGCGACGUUCUGCGAUGGACUAAAACCAAUGCAAAAAGGAUGGUGGAUAGUCGUGAUUGCUUCCAUAAUAGACGUGGAAGCUGGUUACCUGUUGAUUCUCUCUCAGAGAUACACGUCCGUGCUAAGUUGACAGCUGCUCGCGUGUAGCGGUGUAGGCGCAGCGCUCGUCGGCGGCGCUUGGCGCGGACAGCGGCUUGGAGUGGCUCAUGUGGCCGGGGCUACGUUGGGACUAAUGGCUGUUGUUUGCGUGGUCUGGGCAGAUGUUGAAGGUGCUCCUACUGAUGGGAGAAACCAACUGGUCGGAGACAUGCUAUGUCUGGGCGGCUCUCUGCUGUAUGCCAUGGUCACAGUUCUCCAAGAAAUGAUGCUCAAAACCUAUUCUUGCACUGACUACCUCUCAUCAUUAGGUAUUAUUGGAGCCACGCUGUCAGCCGUUCAAACAUUCUUCUUAGAAUUCCAUGAGCUGAUUGUUUUUAACUGGUUGGAAAUGGACACCCUGAUUCAGAUAUGUGUCUAUUGGUUUAUACAAACAAUAUUUCAGGUGUUACAAUGUUUGAUGCUUAGAGACGCCGGAUCGAUUAUUCUACAUUUGUCAUUCCUGUCAGCCGAUUAUUACACUCUCAUCGCUGGGAUGUACAUUUUUCAGUUUAAGUUCCACGCGCUGUACUUCCUGUCGUACCUGCUGGCGAUGGUGGGGGUGUUCCUGUUCAGCAGCCGCGCGCGCGCGCCGCCGGCCGCGCCGCCCGAGCGCCUCCCGCAGCUGGUCAGCGACGCCGUGCACUCGCACGACAACGUGUCUAUGGAAUAUACAGUUCCGACAUUGGAUUGCAUACCGAUUGAAGGUUUAGAACCGCCGAUGAGUCGGGACACAACUUUCACUUCCUUCCUUGGCGGCCCUCAAACUGUUCCUAAUGGUAGCCUUCCUUACCACAAUGGAACACAGAACACAAAAGACCCAUGUUAAUGUAGCUUUUUAAAGGAUAUAGACUAUUAUAAGACUUAUUAGAAUACUCGGCCGAAAUACUUGUAUUAACUAUUAAUGUUAAAUGUUUUAAUUAUGAGAAUUUUGAGGUGAGAAAUGAAAAUUUCAUAUGUCAAAAUAUUUUUUUUUUAUAUAUAAAACUAUACUCAAAUAUAACUAAAAUCACUUACAAUAAAUCAAUUUGAUUUUAACAAGGCCCUUACAUUUUUGUAUCGUUAACUAAAAUUUAUUAGUUUUAUUAUCACCAAUUACUAUGAUUUUAUCCUAGUUAGAUCUGCACCCUAAUCUAUUCAUUGUUUUGAUGUAAUUAAAAUAAACAUUUUUACUAUAAUAAUAGAGAUAGUCCGCUAAUAAAAUUUAGACAUUCCAUAAUCAAGAUAAUGUAUAAUGAAUUGGUUGAAUAGAAAAUUUUAUGACAAAAAAUAUGUUAAACAUCUUGUUUGUUCCAUUGAGUCUUCACAUAAAAAAACUUGUGUAGAAAAAGGCAAUGAUGAAACUUUCUCCUAAGUCAGAUUUGCUCAUUUUCGUCAUAUCACAUCUACUUUUAGAUGUUGUUGAGCUUGCAAUAAAAUAAUUUCUCGAAUAAUAUUUUUCCCGUUUUUAUAUAAUAUAUAUAUUUUAAUUCUAUCCUUUGAUGCUUUACUCACUCAAGUGAACUAUAGCAGAUAGACUAUAGAUAUUGAGCCUUAUAUGGAAUCUCAAGUUCCAGCCACUCUCAACUAACUUUCAAAAUAGCUCAUUAAUGUAUUUUAUAGAUAAAUCUUUGCGAUUAUGUGAAGGCUCAAUUAGGCUAAUUUUAUCUUCAUGUUAGUUAUUACAUUACCACCGUUAGCACAAAUAUCCUAGGGAUAAAGUUAACUAUAGUAGCGCACAACUAUAAAAUAGUUUUAAUAAAUAAAAUAAAAAGAAAAAUAUAUAAAAAUGAUUGUAAUCAAUUUCUUAAAAGAUUUAAUAAUGGAAAGAUUAAUAUCUACGACGAACGAAAACUGCCACAUACUCGAAUUUUUACUAAAUUUCUUAAACCAAAUAAUUACAUUAUAACAAUUUGUACGGAAUUUUAAUCUAUGAGAGGUAUUUAUUGGAAUUGUAUUAGAUUAAAAUAUAGAAUUAUUUUAGCAUCGCAAUAAGCGUUAACUUGAUUAGUGUUUUGGUCAGAGAAAUAAUUUUCGACAUAAUUAAAAUAAAACUUUGUUCGAAUAUAAAAUUAUAACCAUAGAUUGAUACAGAUUAAUUUUAAUAAAAAAAUAUAAUAACUAAAUAUGAAUGAUACUUAAUUGCCACUUCAAAAUAUUUCUCUAAUCAAGAUCAGUCUGUUAGCUGUGAUUAUUUUUAUUGCAUUUUUUACAGUGAUAGUUUAUUGAAGAUUUUAUUAUUAUGGCUUCGAGAUCUCAAAUUAGAUAUUUUAUUGUAACUUAAAUUGUUAAAACUUAUGUUGUACUUAAAUAUUAUGACGCUCAAUUAUUAAUAAAUAAGGUUAAAUAUUACCUUUUUAUUGUUCAAUUAGAAACUUUUUUUUUAUAUUUGCAAUAAUUCUGGCAUGGAGGCCAUGAUGUAUUGCUAUAAUAUAUUAUGAUUGUGUGUAGUAAACCAAUCAAAGUUCUUCAUUCAAUGGAAACAUACUCUGAUUGGCUUAUUUCUGUACAUAACUGUACCCCUCCAAUUUUGAUAUAUAUAUAAGAAAUUCUUUCGCGAAUUCAUCCUAUUCAAUAUCCUAAAAAAUUGAUUCUCCACUGUUAAGUAAUUUUGGAUUUAAUUUAAGGUUAAUUGUUGAUCUGCGUGUAACUUUUGGAACGGUUGUGUUAACUUGUAAUUGAUAAAAUUUACUAAGCUAUGAAUUGUUGUUAAUAUAGAUUACUAUACCAAAGGUAUUUCUGUCGCCUACUGUAGAAUUGAUUUCAUUCUGAAUGACGCCCUAUAGUACUAGGUUUAUAGUUUGUAUCCAAAGUCAUGACGUCUUCGAAAAUUGUGUAAUAUGUAUUUUAAAAUUGAUAAAUAUACAACAUU
This is a messenger RNA of Amyelois transitella, 3349 nucleotides long. RefSeq names its product solute carrier family 35 member F1-like. The record is from RefSeq and is a predicted model, not a curated record. Gene Ontology annotation, molecular function: transmembrane transporter activity. The transcript is spliced from 6 exons. Lineage: Eukaryota; Metazoa; Arthropoda; Insecta; Lepidoptera; Pyralidae. Gene Ontology annotation, biological process: transmembrane transport. The coding region runs from base 596 to 1327 and encodes 243 amino acids. Gene Ontology annotation, cellular component: membrane.